Molecule: messenger RNA, 1461 nt
Organism: Aspergillus affinis
Lineage: Eukaryota; Fungi; Ascomycota; Eurotiomycetes; Eurotiales; Aspergillaceae
Product: GNAT family N-acetyltransferase
Exons: 2
Coding region: 1-1461 (486 amino acids)
Biological process (GO): siderophore biosynthetic process
Source: RefSeq, a predicted model, not a curated record
AUGCGACAAAAUACGUGCCACCUGCCCAAUGGGCAGCUUUUCACCGUCACACCCGUGUUUGGUGGCGUCAUGUUCAAGUCGCAGGAUGCACACACCAGCAGCUCCAUUCUGCCUCCGGGCUGGAACAUCGUCCUCUCCACCAAAUACCACGGCGACCAACCCGCCCAGGAAAUGGAGGGAGAGGACCGAGAAUCGGGUCGCUCCCAGGGCAAAUUCACCUCCCCGACACUGCAUGAUGACAGUCUCUAUCUGUCGUACAUGAUCAAUCCCUCAGAUAGUGACUACAAGCCACCCACCUCACCGACUCGUCAGAUCGCGAUGAUGCUCUGGGUCACCCUGUGGUGGUACUUCCACGAACCGGAGCCCAAUCCGCAUAUGCAAACGGAGGCGUCGGCAAACACGCCUGCGUUGGGUCGGCCGAAGGGGGACUGGCGCAUCUACAUCCGACGAGAGGGGAUCUUCAAGGGUCGCAACCUGCUGCAGAAGCUGGAGCGAAUGGGCAUCAUCAGCAGCGAGGCAUCCUGCGUCGGCGCUGACCCGUCGGAUCAAGACAUCUGGGGCUCGAUGUUUGUGAGCCGACGCUCCUUCUGGCAACUUGAUCCCCGUCUGUUUCUCUUCACCCUCACUCCGCAGUCCUCGGCGCAUACCUUUGCCCCCGUGCGCAACAGUAUGUAUCUAGCCGAGUCUCAUGGUACCACAGGGGAGGCCCUAGCUCCGUACGCGCCCAGCGAGGGGCCGUAUGCCUCCGGGAGCCAUCUUCCGACGUAUUUCCCUCCCCCGCCCACCCAGUACAUCUUUACGAAUGGAGUGCGGCAUCCUGUCCGGCCCAAGCCGCCCCACCAGGGCGAGGUGUUCUACGUGCGGUACAUCCCCAGCGUGCAGCAGUACCUGUCCUUCCGGGUGCCUUAUCUGCCUUCGGCCAAGACGAGAGGCCUCCCGACCGCUGCGCCGCCCGGGGACAGUCCGUCCGACCUGGAGCUGUUGCACAAGUGGAUGAAUGACCCCCGGGUGAAUGCGUCCUGGGGGGAGGGCGGUCCGAUCGAAAAACAGGAGGAGUUUCUGCGUCACAACUUGAGCAGCCGGAACAGCUUCCCCGUGAUUGGAUGCUGGGACGGCAAGCCGUUUGGGUACUUUGAGAUUUACUGGGUCAAGGAGGACCGUCUGGGCCCGCUCAUUGGGGGAGCGGGCAACUACGAUCGGGGCAUCCACUUGCUAGUAGGCGAGCAAGAGUUCCGAGGCGCCCACCGAGUUGCCAUCUGGCUUGAUGCGUUGGUGCACUGGUGUUGGCUGGCCGAUCUGCGCACGGAGACGGUCAUGUUGGAACCCCGGGUGGAUAACGUCAAGGUCAUUGAGUAUCUCCAGCGAUCAGGCUUCUACAAGGAAGGUGAGGUUACAUUCCCGCAUAAGCAGUCGGCCGUGAUGAAGAUCAAACGAGAUUCGUGGGAGGCACCUGCCUCGUAA